Molecule: messenger RNA, 840 nt
Organism: Durusdinium trenchii
Lineage: Eukaryota; Dinophyceae; Suessiales; Symbiodiniaceae
Source: the annotation of a GenBank genome assembly
AUGCCCGUUGAUGUGGCGCCAGUGGUCCAAGCCUGGAUGGAAUGUCCUACCAUCAUCCAGCGCGCAGCUGUCCAAAAGCUCAUGAGUUUUGAGCUGGGCCCUACUCCGGAAGCAGCUGAAUCGCAUGCUUUGGUGUUGGCACCCGUUAUGAAACAUCUUGGCCUCAAGCCCUCGAUCGACGUGACCAGAGACUGCGUGAAUCGGCUCUUCACGGCGUGCAAACCAUUCGGCAAGAAGGAUGCAAGCAGUUCCACAGUCAAGAAGACUGCCUGGUACAUCCGGAAGUUGGUCACCGCAUGGAGACGUUUCGCUUCCCGGGGGCAUGUUCCACGAUCUCGAGGUCAUAGAAUGCUCUUUGAAGCUGCAGAAAUUCCAUGGCCGGAACGAUCUGAUUCCGGUUCCUUCACCAACACCGGUUGCGCCGAGACGGAUCUUGAGGACUUUGAAGAGUUUGGCGAAACUGGGGAGGAAGAAUCCUUGGAAGAUGAUGAAGUGGUGGAGGCUCCACAAGCUUCCAAUCCUAGACGCGAAGUUCCCGAACCAUUGCAACAUGAGAUUGCUGGACGUGGACCGGGUACCCAACCACCGCAGUCGGAGUUGCAAACGCCUCCGCCAAAGAGUUGCAUGCUGGACCGGCAUACCUCUGGCGAGAAGCUACCCACGAGCCACCAGAACGAGGCUGAGAAGCUGGAGGUCUUGCGGGCGCUAGAGAAGGAACUUGCAGUCUUAAACGCCCUGGUGGAACAAAAGAAAACUUUGCUACAUGUUGAGAAGAAAACGAUUGAGAUCAACCAGAGUGGCAGUAGCACGCUGGCAUUUUUCAAGUUUGCAUGGGCAUGA